Messenger RNA from Symbiodinium sp. CCMP2456, 2640 nucleotides. Lineage: Eukaryota; Dinophyceae; Suessiales; Symbiodiniaceae. The record is from the annotation of a GenBank genome assembly.
AUGGUCGUGCUGCAACUGGCCGUGAUGGAGGUGUGGCAAGCUGAAACCUUGCGUUUCAAGACCUGGAGCGAGGCAUUUCUCUUCUUGCCCUUGGACCUUCGGCAGCCGCCGGGACGCCUGGAGGUGAUGCUGACUUCAGCAGGUGCAGGCUUGCUGCUGGCUUUCGCAGCCUCCCUGGGCUCCGUUUACAUGCCAGAGGGCUGCCUCCUGGUGAGCGCAGAGGAGGUGCUGGGGGCCGCCGCUGUAACUGCACAGACAGAAGAGCUUGGAUACCCUGCUGCCGAUGAUCUUUGCUAUGUGCAGUUUACAUCCGGGAGCACCGGCAAGCCCAAAGGCGUCUUGUGUGAACAUCGCCAAGCUGUUUGGUAUGCUCUGUCCAAGGCAGUUGCAGAGGGUGUCGACGAAUCCUCGUGUCUCAUGCUGACGGCAUCCUUCACCUUUGAUCCUUGCCAGGGCGACAUCUUUUGUGCACUGGUCUCCGGCGCGGUGCUUGCCCUCGUGCCGCGAGUGCGUUUGCUACAGGACUUGACACAGGUCCUCCGCGAAUCGCAGGCCAGCCACUUGUGUGCGACCCCGGCGCUAUGGCGUCUUGUCGACCCAGAUGCCGAACUUCCACAUCUGCGGGUCCUGGCACUUGGUGGGGAGAAGAUGCCGCCGGCCAUCAUCCAGAAGUGGGCGCCGCUCCUGCAGCUGAGGAACGUCUACGGCGUGACUGAGGCCACCGUGUACCAAACGGCCAUGCAGAUGACUGCGGAGACGCGGCCACAGACGGCCGGGUGGCCUUUGCCCGGCGUACAGGUGAAGAUGGUGGCUUGGGAGGCUGCGGAAGAAGCUGAGGAGGAAGGCGAGAUCUGCCUGAGUGGUCCCGGGUUGGCCCGUGGCUAUCUUGGGCUGCCAGCCUUGACGGAGGAGCGGUUUCGGAGGCUGCCCUCUGGAGGUCGCUGCUACCAUACCGGCGACUCUGGGCGCUGGGCUGCCUCCUUGGGCUCGCAUCCUUGGCUGGAGGUUCUCGGACGCAGGGACUCCCAAGUGAAGCUGAACGGAGAGAGGAUCGAGCUGGGAGAAGUGGAGCAGCUGCUGGGCAUGAGCCCGCUAAUUUCUCAGUGCGCCGCCAUGCCUUGGGGAGAUCAGGGCAACCUGCUAGCCUUCGUCGUCAUGGCCAAAGGCGAAGCGUUGGAUGGCUUGGCUUACCUGGCGCUCAUGGCCCACUGUGACAGCCACCUACCGCGGAUCAUGCGACCCAGGAGGCUGGUGGCUCUGGACACACUGCCUGUCACGUCAAACGGGAAGAUUGACCGGAGAUCUCUGAUAGCUCCCCAGCUCGACACGGAAGUGACUAAAGACGUGGAGCGAGAGCCUCUAUCGCCUCUGGAAGAAGCCAUCGCUGUGGCAUGGACCUCGGAGCUCUCACUGAAGAACCAGCUGGGUCCUGCAGCGGAUUUCUAUUUGCUUGGAGGAGGUAGUGUGCAUGCAGUUCGCGUAACACGCCUCCUGCGUGUCGUGCUGCAUGGCGGUGGUGGUGGAAAGGCAAAGUGGGCUGAGGGUACCAGUGACUGGCGUAAUCCUGCUGGAGAUGCUUCCUUGUUCCUGCCUCCGGAACGAGCCGGCGAUGCCGAGUGCCAUUUCGGUUUGUGCGAUGGAGGCCCCUUCGCCCCCUGCGCUCUUCUCGAGCGACCUGUGCUCCGGAACUAUGCAUCCUUCCUGGUCGAAGCCGGCGUUCGGGUUGGCAAAGAGACGGAGGCUGUGGACUCUGUGGAUAAGGACCCUGGAGCCGACUUGCCUCGAGCUCUGGAGAGUGCCCUUCGAACCGGCCGGGAGGCGCUGGUGCAAGCCUUGCUGCUGGCCCGGGCCUCAGCGACUGGAGGAUUGGAGCGAAGGCAGCGCGGGACGGCCCCGUUGCACUGGGCCGCCCAACGGUGCAGCGGAUGUGUGGUGGAAGCGCUGCUGGCGUUCAGAGCUCAUGUCACGCAGGCCACGGAGGCAGGGGCAGUUCCUGCCCAAGUGGCGGCAGCCGCCGGGAAUGCCAGUGCCCUGCGAACACUGUUGGAGAACGGGACUCCCGCCUGCGUGCGCGAUGCUUCGAAGCAGUCCCUGCUGCAUUAUGCAGCCCGCUCCGGGAGUGUGGAUGUUAUCCACCUGGCCGUUCAGCACGGGGCUGAAGUGGACCGUCGCGACAAGCAGCUGCGGACACCCCUCCACUGGGCGGCCCUGUCUGGCGAUGCGGCGGUGGUGGCAGCGCUGCUGGCAGCAGCCUGCGAUCCGCAGCCGCCGAAGGUCUCUGCCUCACUGCACGAGCGCCGAACGCGGCUCGCCCAGGAGUCACCGCUGGAACUGGCAGUUUCCAGGCAUCCAGCGAACAGCGAGUUGCACUCUUUGCUGCGCGAUGCAGAGCAGGGGAAAAUGCGAGCGCUGCGGAUUCUCCGGGUUUUCAAGACGGAUCACUUUGCCUCGGCAGAUGCGGUGCUGCUGGAGCUCAAGGGCCAACGGUGCUUCCGGGUGGCUGUGCUCCUGCCGGAGACGGACGCCAUCCCCGACGCUGCGGUGGUGUUGGAGGACUGCUCUCUGCUCGUAGGCUUCUGUGUCGGGCACGGUGCUUCAGUUUGGAGGCUAGGGAGCGCGGCCCAAACCAAGAGACCCUAG